AUGGCGAUACAAGUGAGUCCGAAUGGAGGUGCCGCAAGUUCGGUGUCUUCGACGGCAGUUAUGGAGGCGCCGGGCGUCCUCGGGAGUCUUCUGCGGCGCUUACCGACAGGCGAGGACUUUCGAGCGCGCAUCGGCGACCUGUGGACGCGUUCUCGACCCUGGAAUGAGUUCUUUAACACAGCCGCUAUGAAUAAGCCCGAGCUGAGUGAGCUUCGUGAACGAGUGUCGCAGAACCUUGCAUAUUACGCGUACAACUAUGCCACGAUCUUCGCUGUGCUUGUUGUGCUUAUGGUGCUCGUGUCACCGCUGAGCAUUCUGGGUGCGCUGGCCAUUUUCGCUCUCUACACGUACCUGUUUGCGCUGAACCCCGAACCGAUCACAGCACUCGGCGACCGCGUGGUUUUAGAUAGUCGCGGGAAAAGUGUCGUUGUUUUGGUCUUCUCUUUGGUUAUUCUGUGGUUAACAGGCGCGGGUGCGACGUUCAGUACGCUCUUGUUCGUUGUCGCAACGAUCGCGAUAGCCCACGCUGCAAUCCGGAAACCUCCUGGAGAAGCGGACUUUGAAAGCGGUAUCCCUGGGGCUUAA
This is a messenger RNA of Cyanidioschyzon merolae strain 10D, 585 nucleotides long. Its product is annotated as similar to prenylated Rab receptor 2. The coding region runs from base 1 to 585 and encodes 194 amino acids. Lineage: Eukaryota; Rhodophyta; Bangiophyceae; Cyanidiales; Cyanidiaceae. The transcript has a single exon. Gene Ontology annotation, cellular component: Golgi apparatus. The record is from RefSeq and is a predicted model, not a curated record.